UUAAAUGUCAGAUAAAGUGAUUAUUUUCUUUACAGAUGAUAAUGUUUGAGAGUAUAACACCAGCUAGCUAUGGGUUUAAAGUGAAGUUCAAGUUUAAUCAUUGUAAACAGCUUCCAAAACAUUGCAAUAAGUGGUUUUGUAGAAGAAUAUUGCCUUUGUUUACAUUUAUACUUACAAGUAGCUACAAUUCUGCUGUGUUAUUUGUGCCACCCUCAAAAAUUACUCUUGAGAAAUAAUAUUUACUCCUAUAAAACUUGAUCAAGUAAUGUUUUACAAUGCUAAAUCCAUAGUAAAAAAUAAUAUUGACAUACAUUUUUUAUAGUUGCGUCUGUCACUAUGAUUAUAUGGGAAUAAAAUACUGUCUUGACUUCUGUUGUUUGUUUAACAUACACUGAUCUGCGUGUGAGCAGAGUAUUUUUUACACUUAAUUGUGUAAAAUCUAAACAUUAACAGUGUGAAUAAAUGUGCAUCUCUCAGUAUAUAGUGUCCUACAGUAGAUACAAUGUUUGCAUUCCUGUAAGAUGUAAGAUCCUGUACCAUCUGCAUUCUACAUAAAAACAGCCGAUUCAUCAUCCCUUUAACUUGCAAUUUAAAUGUUUUCACUUCUGCACUUCAUAUUGGGGCGAGGUGCCAUUGUGUAGAUUUUGUAGAAAGGCCUGCUGUAUUAGACUUUGAAAACCCCUGAUCUAGUUAAAUGAUUUCAUAACACUGUUUAUGAAAAUACAAUGAUAGUGCAAUUGGUGGUCCGUAACAAUGGCUAAUGAUUAAACAUGCUUGAGAUCUUUAACACUUAACCAACUUUUUCAGUUUUCUUCGGAUAAAUCCACCCUGAACCAGUGUCAGCUGAGACAAACCUUCUUUUGUGAAAUUUGAGACACUGCUGGUUACAUAACAGACUGAGGCCAUUGGUGAAGAAAGCAUCUUUGAAAUCAUUAGCAUUUCUAAAUAUCAAAGACCUAAAACUAUCAGCUAAGUACUGACAGUGUUGCUGAGGAGCAUGGCUAAGCGUGUUGCUGUGAUUGGAGCAGGCCAUGCUGGGCUUGUCUCCAUCAAAUGUUGCUUGGAUGAAGGUCUGGAGCCGGUGUGUUUCGAAAGCAGUGAUGAUAUCGGUGGACUCUGGAGAUUUAAGGAGACACAUGAGGCAGAACGCACCAGCAUUUAUCGUUCUCUAGUAGUGAACACCUCUAAAGAGAUGAUGUGCUUCAGUGAUUUCCCGAUGCCGGAUCAUUUCCCAAACUACCUGCACAACUCCCUGCUCCUGCAGUACUUAAGACUAUACGCUGAACACUUCGGCUUGCUCAAACAUAUUCAAUUAAAGACUACAGUAAGCAGUGUGAGACAGAGGCUGGAUUUCUCUACCUCCGGUCAGUGGGAUGUGGUGACCGUGGACAGAGAUGGACGAGAUGAGAAACACGUGUUUGAUGGUGUUCUAGUGUGUACAGGACAAUACACACAACCUAACAGACCCCUCUCUGCCUUUAAAGGCUCUACCAUUGCUUGUAAGCUGGAUUGGGUAAAAUGGAUAAUCUUAAAGGAACCAGGAGUUAGGGCAGAUGUGGAGGCACAACCCGUGAUACCAGAUACACACCAAACACAUUAUCGGACAUUCAAUCAUUACAUGAUCCAUGUGGAUGAGGAAAGAGUUUGUUUAGAGGUUUCUGGACAGAAUUAAUCCCAAAGAUGGGAAAAAACGCACAUCCAGAUUAGGAGCAAUAAAAAGACAAGGAAUUUGAUGCAGAGAAAAGCUGUGGCCAUUAACCCCCAUGUGAACAGCUUCAUGCAGUCCCUGAUAGAGUUUGAAUGGACGACUUCAAACUAAAGGCCAGUGGUCUGUCUGCCACAGUUUAAUGCAUUUAUUUUCAGUGGUCAAUGAAAUUCAAAUAGAAUAUUUAAAACUAUGGGCAAGUGUUCUUUUUACCACAGGGAAAUGUUACCUUUUAGUCGAUGAUGGACUUUAAACUGAAAACUUCAAACUAUAUGGACCAGUGUUCUAAUUGCCAAAGUAAAAUUUGUUACAGGAGGGGCCUCCAAACUUGUUUAUACUUGUUGAUUUUAUUUUAUUUAACUUGUUUUUAUGUUUAUUAUUGUUUAAAAUCUUGUUUUAACAUGUUUUGUUUCAAUUAAAUGUUUUUUAAAU
Misgurnus anguillicaudatus (oriental weatherfish) is the source of this 2137-nucleotide messenger RNA. Lineage: Eukaryota; Metazoa; Chordata; Actinopteri; Cypriniformes; Cobitidae. The record is from RefSeq and is a predicted model, not a curated record.